GGGCAGUAACACGUCAAGUUUUCUGUCCCGCCGUGGCCAGUGAGAGAGCGAGUCCAACCUAUUCCUUUCAGUGCGUCAUGUUUAAGGAAAUCUCUCGUAACAAGGCAUUUGGCGGUUACAUCGUCAAGUAUGAACAUGCUUCCGAGCAAUUGAGUUGUACCAUGAAGGUCAAUGUGUUUCUUCCAAAGGAAGCCGACCAAGCCAAAGUGCCCGCCAUUUAUUACCUGUCAGGCUUAUCCUGCAACGAGGAUAACUUUAUUCAGAAAGCAGGUGCACUCGCUGAAGCAGCCAAGCACGGUUUGGCCUUGAUAGCCCCCGAUACUUCUCCUCGUGGAGUCAGUAUCGAGGGUGACAGCGAUCACUGGGAUUUCGGCACUGGUGCCGGCUUCUAUGUGGAUGCUACCGAGGAAAAGUGGGCCAAGCAUUACCGCAUGUACUCUUACAUCGUCAAGGAAUUACCAGGCUUGAUACACGAAGCGUUCCCUAUUGAUCCUUCUCGUAUUUCCGUGAUGGGUCAUUCCAUGGGUGGUCAUGGUGCUUUGCAGAUCUUUAUCAAGAACCCCACCAUGUUCAAGUCUGUUUCUGCCUUCUCGCCAGUGUGUAACCCCAUCCAUUGUCCUUGGGGUGUCAAGGCUUUCUCCAACUAUCUCGGUUCCAAUCAAGAUACCUGGAAGGAAUACGAUACAGUCGAACUGCUGAAACGUCACCCCGAUGUGCAUCUGGAUGUGCUUAUUGAUGUGGGUACCAGCGACCAGUUCUUGGAGCGUGAAUUGAAUAUUGAAAACUUGAAGGACGUGAUCAAGGAAUUGGGUCGCGAAAACGAAUGGAAUAUUCGCUAUCAGGAGGGUUACGAUCACAGCUAUUUCUUCGUUGCCAGCUUCAUUGCCGAUCACAUCGCUCACCAUGCCAAGGCUCUGAAAGCUUAAAAACAAUUUAAAUAAAUUAAGAGAGACUACAUUCCAACACUAAACAUGAAUAGUCGUGCUCAUGUCAAGUCAUUGUAAGAUUGCCUGUUUACUCCGC
This is a messenger RNA of Radiomyces spectabilis, 1023 nucleotides long. RefSeq names its product S-formylglutathione hydrolase. The coding region runs from base 78 to 926 and encodes 282 amino acids. Gene Ontology annotation, cellular component: cytosol. The record is from RefSeq and is a predicted model, not a curated record. Gene Ontology annotation, biological process: formaldehyde catabolic process. Gene Ontology annotation, molecular function: S-formylglutathione hydrolase activity. The transcript has 7 exons. Lineage: Eukaryota; Fungi; Mucoromycota; Mucoromycetes; Mucorales; Radiomycetaceae.